Lodderomyces jiufengensis is the source of this 1446-nucleotide messenger RNA. It is a transcript of the gene GWT1, whose product is annotated as glucosaminyl-phosphotidylinositol O-acyltransferase. Gene Ontology annotation, biological process: GPI anchor biosynthetic process; protein localization to plasma membrane. Gene Ontology annotation, cellular component: membrane; endoplasmic reticulum. The transcript has a single exon. Bases 1 to 1446 code for a protein of 481 amino acids. Lineage: Eukaryota; Fungi; Ascomycota; Pichiomycetes; Serinales; Debaryomycetaceae. The record is from RefSeq and is a predicted model, not a curated record. Gene Ontology annotation, molecular function: glucosaminyl-phosphatidylinositol O-acyltransferase activity.
AUGUCAUCAUUAAAACAACUUAAAGAACAAUUUGUAUCAGAUUUAACUGGUGGAUCAAUUGAAGAAAUUUAUUUAGUAACAUCAAUUGCACUAACUUCAUAUUUAUCAUAUAAACUUAUUAAAGAUAAUAUUAAUCUGUUGCCAAUUGUAUAUGAUUAUGUAAUAAAUGUUUUAACUAUAUUAAUUUCAAUUACAAUUUACAGUAAUAAUCCAACAACAUUACAUUAUUCAAUAUUUAUACCAUGUUUUUCAAUAUUUUUAUUAAAUCAUUAUACUUCAACAACAAUUGGAAGAGCCCAUACCACCAAUCAACAAAUUGAAUUAUUACCGAGAAAACAAUUUCUUACAGCAUAUAGAUCUCAUAUGUUAAUUAUAACAAAUUUAGCUAUAUUAGCAGUUGACUUUAAGAUUUUUCCAAGAAGAUUUGCAAAAGUUGAGACUUGGGGUACUUCAAUGAUGGAUUUAGGUGUUGGAUCUUUUGUAUUUUCAAUGGGGUUAGUUAAUUCAAGACAAAUUAUUAAAAAUCAAGUUAAAUUGAAAAGUUACAAAUUUAGUUUGGGGACUUGGAUCAAUACAAUUACUCAGAAUACUAUAAAGGCAUUACCUAUUUUGAUAUUAGGAAUUAUUAGAUUUGUUAGUGUUAAAAAAUUGGAGUAUCAAGAACAUGUUACAGAGUAUGGUAUUCAUUGGAAUUUUUUUAUAACUUUAGGUUUAUUACCGAUAUUAUUAGGUAUAUUAGAUCCUAUAUUGAAUUUAGUACCAAGAGUAUUUGUGGCAUUCGGUUUACUAGUACUAAACGAAUUAAUUUUACAAAAAACAAAUGUUUUAGAGAUUAUAUUGUCAGAAGACAAUAGAUUGACAAAUUUUAUUACCAUGAAUAAAGAAGGUAUUUACUCAUUUUUAGGAUAUUUCACAAUCUUUGUUUUUGGUCAAUCAUUUGGAUCAUUUGUAUUAACUAGUUAUCCAACUAAUGACAAUUUGAUUGCGUUUAACAAUAAGAAAGUAAAUAAAAAAUCAUCAUUAUCUUCAUUAUUGUCAGUCACAACUACCAAGGGUUUAGUAUUAUCUACAAUUUUUUAUCAAAUUGUAUUCAACAUUGUAAAUAACUCAUCAAUUACUACCUCAAUUUCAAGAAGAAUUGCAAAUCCAUCAUAUGUUUUAUGGGUAGUAUCAUAUAAUGCAACUUUAUUACUAGGUUAUAAUUUAAUCGACAAACUCUUACCAGAAUCCAGGAGAGGAUUCACGUCAAUUUUAUUAGAAAGUAUAAACAAUAAUGGUUUAGCUAUUUUUUUGUUAUCAAAUUUAUUAACAGGAUUAACAAAUAUGAGUAUUAAUACAUUGGAGAGAUCAAAUACCGAAUCAUUAUUUAUAUUAAUCGGAUACAGUAUUACUUGGUGCUCAAUUGCAUAUUUAUUAAAUAGAUACAAGAUUUAUAUAAAGUUGUAA